This is a messenger RNA of Chionomys nivalis (European snow vole), 2876 nucleotides long. RefSeq names its product GTP binding protein 3, mitochondrial (gene Gtpbp3). The record is from RefSeq and is a predicted model, not a curated record. The transcript has 9 exons. Gene Ontology annotation, cellular component: mitochondrion; cytoplasm. Gene Ontology annotation, biological process: tRNA wobble uridine modification; tRNA methylation. Gene Ontology annotation, molecular function: protein binding; GTPase activity; GTP binding. Bases 801 to 2408 code for a protein of 535 amino acids. NCBI's taxonomy places the organism in Eukaryota, Metazoa, Chordata, Mammalia, Rodentia, Cricetidae.
GUGCCAGGAAUUCGAGCCUCCGCCUUCACCCUGCAAUUCAGCGCUGCACCGGGUUAACCUGAAGGUAACCCAGGGAGCCUUUCCGGGAGCCACCGGCACACAUCGGACCUGCGACCAACCGAGUCCUAGGAGAGGGCGGGGAAGCCAGGGCUGGAGUAGAGCCGCCUGGAGGAGGAACCAGGCCUGGAAAUGGCUCCUGGCUAAAAUGCUUGCCUAGGAGCUGCCGCUGGCCAAGCUUGGGAAGGGGGCAGCGGAGAGAUCUAAGAAAGGCCAGGAACAAACUUCCCAAAGAGUUUGGACCAGAUUUUUUCCCUAAUCUAGGGCGUGACUUUCCCAGGAACUCAUCUCGUGCACUUCUUAAGAUGCUUUGAGGAGUCUCUCUCUCUCUCUCUCUCUCUCUCUCUCUCUCUCUCUCUCUCUCUCUCUCUCUCUCUCUCUCUCUCUCUCUCUCUCUCUCUCGCACGUGUGUGUGUGGAGGUCUAAGAACAACUUGCACAAGUCUGCCAUCCUUCACUAAGCGGGGUCCCGGGGCUCGAACUCGGGUUCUCAGGCCUUUGCCAGCUGAGCUGCCCUCUUCUAGAAGUGAAACUGCACACGUAGCUUCUUGACGCCUCUAAAGCUAUGGACACAAGGGAAGGACGAGACGCGAGCCUUCGCCCUGUGACAGCCUGGGAUUUCUUCCUCCCACUGUCUCGGCUCCCAGCCGCUCUAAGAACCGAAAACCUGGGUCUCAUAUUUCCGGGGGACACUCUUGCGCUGUGCACACCGCUUGGUUUCCCUUGUGUGAACCAAUAGAAACCAUGGUCAAUGGUAGUGGCGAGUCGCUGGGCGCACUGCCAGUCACGCCGCGAAGGGGCGGGACUUCCUCCCGGAACUUGAAGCCCCGCAGGAAGGUCGGGCAGGAGCUGGCUGGUUGGAAAUCCAUGUGGCGCGGGCUGAGUGCCCUGGCGACCAGGGCGGCGCGGGCGCCCCGCAGGCUGUGCGCACGCCGGAGCAGCGGCGCAGGGUCCUGGACCCCCGAGAGCACCAUCUUCGCGCUCAGCUCCGGCCAGGGCCCCUGCGCCAUCGCUGUGAUCCGCACCAGCGGCCCGGCCAGCGGGAUCGCGCUCCGCAGCCUCACGGCGUCCCGGGAGCCACCUCCGGCCCGCAGCGCCCGCCUGCACCUUCUCCGCCACCCGCGCUCCGGGGAGCCGCUGGACCGCGCGCUCGUCCUCUGGUUUCCAGGCCCCCGGAGUUUCACGGGUGAGGAUUGCGUGGAGUUUCACGUGCACGGAGGUCCCGCGGUGGUCAGCGGCGUCCUGCAGGCGUUGGGUAGUGUGCCAGGACUGCGACCAGCUGAGGCUGGGGAGUUCACCAGAAGGGCAUUCGCCCACGGAAAGCUGAGCCUGACUGAAGUGGAGGGACUGGCCGAUCUGAUCCACGCAGAAACUGAGGCCCAGCGGCGCCAGGCCCUGAGGCAGCUGGAUGAGGAACUGGGCCAACUGUGCCGAGGCUGGGCCAAGACCCUCACCAAGGCUCUGGCCCAUGUAGAAGCCUAUAUUGACUUCGGAGAGGAUGGCAGUUUGGAAGAGGAUGUGUUGGAGCAGGUGGACAGAGACGUUCGAACCCUGGAGGCUGCACUGAGUUCCCACCUGCGAGAUGCCAGGCGUGGUCAGAGGCUCCGCUCGGGGGCUCACGUUGUGGUCACUGGACCCCCCAAUGCGGGCAAGAGUAGUCUGGUGAAUCUUCUCAGCCAGAAACCCGUGUCCAUCGUGUCCCCAGAGCCAGGGACCACCCGAGAUGUGCUGGAGACGCCCGUGGACCUGGCUGGCUUCCCUGUGCUGCUGAGUGAUACUGCCGGGCUGCGGGAAGGCGUGGGCGUGGCUGAGCAGGAGGGCGUGCGAAGGGCUCGCCAGCGGUUGGAGCAGGCUGACAUCAUCCUGGGGGUCCUGGAUGCCUCCGACCUGGCCUCCCCCUCCUGCUGCAGCUUCCUGGACACUGUGGUGGCCCCAUUGGCAGCGCAGAGCCCCAACAGCGGUGGACAGCGCUUCCUGCUGCUGCUCAACAAAUCUGACCUGCUUCCCACUAGUCCCCCGGCCAGCGAUACUGCCUUAUUAGGGUCGCCGCACCUGCUGCUGUCCUGCCUCACUGGAGCUGGGCUGGACGGCCUCCUGCAGGCCCUAAAGACGGAGCUGGCUGCCGUGUGUGGGGACCCAUCCACGGGACCACCGCUCCUGACCCGGGCUAGGCACCAGCAUCACCUCCAGAGCUGCCUGGAUGCCCUGGGCCACUACCAGGCAACCACGGACCUGGCCCUGGCAGCCGAGGCCCUGCGUCGGGCUCGUAGGCACCUGAACCACCUCACAGGAGGAGGAGGCACUGAAGAGGUCCUGGACCUCAUCUUCCGGGACUUCUGUGUGGGCAAGUAAGGAUCAGAGCCGGGUGGGACCCAGGGCCUCAGAGAGCAGGCGAGCACUUGGGGUCCCCGGCCCUCGAGCCUAUUCCCUCCACAGUGAGCAGGAGACAGGCCAGGGAUCCCAGGAUGGGUAACCCUCGGCCGCUGAGAUUAAGGCCUUCAUCACCAUGCCAAGUGUACAUAGUGCUGGAGAUGAAAUUCUUGCCACGCCCCAGCUCCUCACAGGGGCUCCAACCCUGAGCCACGCCCCCAACCUCUCACUGGGGGACUCUAGACAGGGGCUCCACCCUGAGCCACGCCCCUGGCUUCAUAGUUUUUAAGUACCGCAGGAACAUGAAGAGUUUGGGUGGUCCAGAAAUGUCAGUUCAAGAGGACCAGUCAGCCUUACCUUCCAGAAGUUUGCCUCUGUGUUCUCUCUAUGACGUGUCAUAUGUCAAUCUCUCAUAUGUCAAUCAAAUAUAUUUAUUUAUUAUCGCCUCUG